GUCGCUGGUGUUCCAUAAGUGGUUGUCGUAAGCGCUUUAAUCACUUGGACGCUUGAAUUGCAUUACGCGGCAUUUGUUUACAUUAGAAACCAAAAUGAACAGUCGAUAAAUUGACCAUACUAUGCCCCAAUAUUGUUGUGUGCCCGGCUGCAAUAAUUCCGAAGGCGGUCACAGAUUUCCAAAAGACACUGAAUUCAAUUUGAAAUGGAGAGUGGCCAUAAAAAGACUUGAUCCAUCCAACAAAAAGUUAUGGAAACCAGGAAAAUACGACCAAGUUUGUCACAAUCAUUUCACGCCAGGAGAUUAUAGAACCACUGGAUUAGGUGAACGUUCACGGUUGAAGGCUGAAGCAAUACCAUCAAUUUUUAAUUUCGGACCAUCUAUAAAAGAAGAAUCACCAAGAGCUAAACGUUUCAAACAGAGAUCUGCAGAUGAGCCAAUACUGAUACUUAAUAAUUUUGAUUAUCCAUAUGAAGCAGAAGUAAUUUCGUCUGAACCUAACAGUGAGAAGCCUAUUAUAACAGUAGAUGAUGUUUCCUCUAGAUCUAAGAACCAAGGAAUUCAAUGUGAUAUUCCUUCAUUUGGAACAUUUAGCAUAAAAAGCUUCAAGUUCAAUGAUAAAUUGAUAAAUUAUUACACUGGUUUUGAUGAUUAUGAUCAUUUUAUGAUAUUUUUUCAUUGUCUUGGACAAGCCGCAUAUGAACUCCAGUACAAGUGCUCUUUAUUACACCCAACAGAUCAACUGUUUUUAACCUUGAUAAAAUUGAGGCAGGCAAAAGAGGAUGUAGAACUGGCAAUGUUGUUCAAAAUUUCAGAGUCUACAGUUUCUAGAGUUAUCAUGACAUGGAUAAAUUUUUUAUACUUUCAAUUGAAAGAAUUAGAUGUGUGGCCAUCAAAAGAAAUCAUAGAAGAAACUAUGCCAGUUGACUUCAAGAAAAAGUUUCCCAAUACUCGUGUUAUCUUAGAUGCAACUGAGGUACCAAUUGAAAAACCCACAAAUGUGAGUUGCCAAAGCACCACUUGGUCAAACUAUAAACAUAGAAACACUCUGAAAACUAUGAUUGGCUGUAGUCCGAGGGGAGCCGUAACUUUUGUGUCAGAUGCUUUUGGUGGAUCUGCAAGUGACAGACAAAUUGUAGAAAAAUCUGAACUACUUAAUCCAGACAUCAAAAUGUUUAACAAAGGGGACAGUAUAAUGGCAGAUAGGGGGAUUAUGGUUCAAGAUUUAUUCGCCAGUCAAGAUGUGUAUGUUAACACACCAACCUUUUUAAAAGGGAAAUCCCAACUUGAUCCCAAGGAAGUGGUCCAUGAUAGGAGAGUAGCAUCUAAAAGAAUUCACAUCGAAAGAGUAAUCGGAUUGUCGAAAAGUUACAAAAUUCUGAAACAUGGCAUUCCACGUGGAAAACUUCAACUUGGUUCCAGAGUGUGCUUUGUCCUUUCUAAUUUUAGAAAAAAUAGUGUACAUAAAAACGCAUAA
Messenger RNA from Mytilus trossulus (common blue mussel), 1477 nucleotides. RefSeq lists its product as uncharacterized. The record is from RefSeq and is a predicted model, not a curated record. The coding region runs from base 122 to 1477 and encodes 451 amino acids. The transcript has 2 exons. Lineage: Eukaryota; Metazoa; Mollusca; Bivalvia; Mytilida; Mytilidae.